Molecule: messenger RNA, 711 nt
Organism: Aureobasidium pullulans EXF-150
Lineage: Eukaryota; Fungi; Ascomycota; Dothideomycetes; Dothideales; Saccotheciaceae
Exons: 1
Source: RefSeq, a predicted model, not a curated record
AUGUCUCACCAGGCCCUAUCUCACGCCUCUUCCAAGACACCUAUUGGCCUUUACCUCCCGCGUCAGGAGAGACUCGAUCUGACGCGCAUGUCUAAGAGUGAUCUUGUUGGGGGUGCCACCUACCAUUGUGCUCAUCUAACCUUUCUCGAGUGCAACGGUGAGUCCGUCUUUCCAGAUGCAAUCUGCGUGAACCUACUCCUCAACGCCCUCCGCAUCCAUUGGAAAGUCUCUGGCAGAGUCUUGCGCACCCUGGCCGAUCAGGGCAACGAUCUUAUGGAGUUUCUUACCCUGGAAGUUGACAACAAGCGCGUUAUCGCCGACUUGUUCACGGAGGAGGCUAGACACUACCUUCUCGAACGCGAUGGCUCGGAUGCUCUGAUCAUCUUCACUACCGUCAUCCACGACAUCUAUGCUGCUACCUGGUACCGCUGGAGCAAAGAGUUCAACAACAAGCACCUGCAAGCAGGCCAAUUUGCACUCAUCAUCGCUCAUGCUCAAGCAAUCUCGAACCAGCUGAGCAACAAUGUCCUUGCCUUCAAGGACAAGGCUGCUCCAGAACUCAAAAGAUGGGCCGAGCAAACCGCCUCCCGCCAUCUCAUGGCAAUUGUGACCCUUGGUCACUUGCCUUCUCGUCACGUUGCUCCCGCCUUCGUUUCUAGCAACGACAGCUCGGCCCCUGAUUUGAUGGGCGCAAAGUAUAACGCCAACAAC